Lycium ferocissimum is the source of this 1449-nucleotide messenger RNA. RefSeq names its product UBP1-associated protein 2A-like. NCBI's taxonomy places the organism in Eukaryota, Viridiplantae, Streptophyta, Magnoliopsida, Solanales, Solanaceae. Gene Ontology annotation, molecular function: RNA binding. Bases 106 to 1308 code for a protein of 400 amino acids. The transcript has 2 exons. The record is from RefSeq and is a predicted model, not a curated record.
CAUACCUAGAAUUUGCUGAAAUCACACUUCACAAAACAAAACCCUAGGAGAGAGGAACCACAAGGGUUUAUCACUUGUACUCAGCUAAGCACCAAUUUUGCUUCAAUGGGCACUAAACGAAAAUCAUCAUCUUCAACCCCAAAUCUCCAAUCUGAAGAACAAAAACACAAACUUGAACUAAGCGAAGAAGAAGAAGAAUUUGAAGAAGAAGAAGAAGUAAUCGAAGUAAUAGAAGUAGAAGAAUCCGAGCCCGACCCCGAACCCGAACCCGAAUCCGACAGUGAAGACGAAUCAACAAAGCGAGAUAACAUCCAUAAACUUCUUUCACCAUUCACUAAAGACCAAAUAAUCAAUCUAUUCAAAACCGGAUCAUCAAACGACCCAUCAAUUCUUUCUCGGCUCAAAACACUAGCCGACACCGACCCGACCCACCGCAAAAUCUUCGUACACGGGCUGGGCUACGACGCAACAUCCGAACUGCUCCUAAACGCCUUUAAACCCUAUGGAGAAAUCGAAGAAUGCAAAUUAAUUACCGAUAAAGUUACUGGAAGAGCUAAAGGUUACGGGUUUGUGUUGUUUAAAACUCGGGUCGGGUCAAAAAGAGCUUUAAAGGAGCCCCAGAAGAAGAUUGGGAAUCGAACUACCUCGUGCCAGCUGGCGGCUGCGGGGCCCGUUGGGACGGGGAAUCAAGAUUUUGGUGGCAGGAAAAUUUAUGUUGGGAAUGUGGGGCCUGAUGUAGAUAGUGAAAAGUUACGAGCUUUUUUCGCGAAAUUUGGGGAGAUUGAGGAAGGGCCAUCGGGUAUUGAUGGUGUUAGUAGGAAAUUUAAGGGGUUUGCGAUAUUCGUGUAUAAGAAUGUUGAAGGUGCUAAUAAGGCGUUGGAGGAACCGUUGAAAUCGUUCGAUGGGUGUCAAUUGUUUUGCAAGAAAUUCGUUGAGAAUUUGAAUAAUAAUGCUACUAAGAGUAAUAAUGAAAAUCAAGGUGUGCAGCAAAAUGAGAUGAGUUAUGGGUAUGGGCCCACGGGUAUCAAUGCGAUGCCUAUGCCUAUGCCUCUUGUGAUGGGGCAAAACAUGGGAUUUGGAGUGAAUCCUUUGUUGGGAUUUAAUCCUUCGAUUGGAGGGAUCGGUGCUGGUUAUGGUAUAAAUGGAAUUAGUCCGGUUGUUGUAGGUAGUUAUGGUGACCCGGCUUUGCAGGGAUUAGGGACUUACCAGGGUGCACAAAUAUGGCAGCCUUCUUAUGGAGGAACAGCAGCAAUGGCAACAGUAACUACACCUGCAAAGGAUACCUAUCCCUCGUCUUUGGGCCGAUAGACACAAUAUGUUGCUGAUAAUGCUCGUCUCCAUGAUACUUUUCCUUCUGUUGCGCAUUGAUUGGUUAAUUUUUCUUGCGCUAGACUUAUGAGCUGAUACAUGGCUUUUGAAAAUAUAAGCUGUUUUUGUUUUUCGUACAAA